Lucilia cuprina (Australian sheep blowfly) is the source of this 1344-nucleotide messenger RNA. Its product is annotated as piggyBac transposable element-derived protein 3-like. The transcript has 2 exons. NCBI's taxonomy places the organism in Eukaryota, Metazoa, Arthropoda, Insecta, Diptera, Calliphoridae. The record is from RefSeq and is a predicted model, not a curated record. Bases 1 to 1344 code for a protein of 447 amino acids.
AUGGGAGUUAAUUAUUAUAUGUCGGUAUUCAAAUAUCCAAGCGUACGAUCUUAUUGGAGUGAUUAUGGUUUUAAACCAAUUAUGGAUUCCAACAUUUUCAAGACGCAGCUGAUCAACAGCCAUCGACGUCAUCGGGAGUUGCCCGUAGAAGCUAUGGAUUCGGCCUACGAUAGGCUGUAUAAAAUACGGCCUGUUAUAACAGCCUUGAAUAGAAACUUUAAAAAAGUUCCAAUGAGAGCACGUUUGUGUGUUGACGAACAAAUUUGUGCCACCAAAAUCAAACACAUAUAUCUAAAACAAUAUAUGCAUGAUAAACCACAUCCAUGGGGCGACAAGUUGUUUCUUCUGUGUGAUGACUCUGGGUUUUGUUAUAGUUUUGAAAUAUAUUCUGGUGAUGAUGACCACCGUGAAGAAAAUGAGCCGAAUUUGGGUGCAUCUGCAAAUGUUGUGGUAAGAUUGGCUCGUUCGGUUCCUCGAUUUGUCAACCACGUCAUAUUUUUCGACAAUUAUUAUACAUCUGUUCCUUUAAUGGUUUAUUUGCGAACACAAGGGAUAUACUCAAUUGGUACAGUUCGCCGUCCACGUCUUCCAUUGUGCAAAUUGUCACAAAAAUUUGCUAAUCGCAGUGAUUCCGAAGGAUAUGUUGGAACAUUUCAUGGAAUCGAUGUCACAACAGUGGCAUGGAAUGAUAACAAAGUUGUCACCAUGGCAUCAACAAUGGCCGGAGUAAAGCCAUAUAUUUCAACUGAUAGUCAGACGCCCAAGGAUACACCAACCAUAGAACGAUACAACAAAAAGAAAAAGGAAAUGGAAAGUAUUCAAUGUCCAAAUAUCGUCCAUGAGUACAAUAAAUAUAUGGGUGGUGUUGACCUUUUGGACUCGUCUCUCGGUCGUAGUCACAUCCGUAUAAAAUCCCGCAAAUGGACAAGCCGUUUGAUUUAUCAUAUGUGUGAUAUUGCCAUCAUCAACGCAUGGAUUUUAUACAAGAGGCAUCAUGUAGAGACUAAUAAUGUGGAACCACAGAAGGUAUUACAUGAAUUUGUGUCAGAAGUUGCACAUUGUUUGACGAAAUCUGGUACUGAAAUACGAAUGGGAAAAGGUCGGCGAAGUAACCUUGAAUCUGAAAUUAUUGUAAAGCGUCCACGUCCAAUGUGUGCUGCAUUACCACCUCGUGAUAUUCGCUUAGAUAAUAUAGGACAUUUUCCAGAAUUUAUAAAAGAAGGCAAACCACGGUGCAAAAAUCCAAAAUGUACAUCUCUUACAAAGGUUCGAUGUCAAAAAUGUGGCAUAAAUUUAUGUUUUUCGGCCGAAAACAACUGUUUUUACGAGUUUCAUCAAAACUAA